GACACCAGGCGUCCCCUUUGCUCCUGUUCCACUUCAGGCCUGGCCCUUCAGGCUUUCCUCAGCUCAGCCAAGAAGCCCGAGCACCCUGUCCCCUGUCGUGUUAGCACUGAUUGGUAAAAUUGUCAUGAAGCCUCAUCCAGGAAGUCACAGAAGAGUCAGUGUGUGUGCGCAGUUGUUCCCGAGGCCACGGAGGGUGUCAGACGGCCACUGUGCUGCAGGGGUUGUCCUGAGCCAUCUCUGCUGCGUGAGGAGGAGAGUCUGCUGGGUGACAGCCACUGCACCUGUCUGUCUGUUUCAGGGAACCACCAAAAUCAACACCUUCAACUGGUCCAAGGUCCGUAAACUGAGCUUUAAGAGGAAACGGUUUCUUAUCAAACUCCACCCGGAGGUCCAUGGACCCUACCAGGACACAUUAGAAUUCUUGUUGGGGAGCAGAGAUGAGUGUAAGAACUUCUGGAAGAUCUGUGUGGAGUACCACACCUUUUUUAGACUUCUUGACCAGCCCAAGCCAAAGGCAAAAGCUGUCUUCUUCAGCCGGGGCUCCUCCUUCCGAUACAGUGGGAGAACUCAGAAGCAGCUGGCAGAAUACGUCCGAGACGGUGGGGUGAGGAGAACGCCAUAUGAAAGAUGGCACAGCAAGACCCAGGCAUCCCUCCGUGCUCUGACUGCAGACCUGCCAAAACAGGUUAGUCCUCCCUGGCCGAAACCUUGGGGCACUGCCUCUACCCUCUGGAAAACCACCUGCGUAGCCAGAAGCUCAGCUCGUCACAGUGGUCGGCCCUGCAGCUCCAGCCCUGGGACUCUUCAGCCAGGGGUGCUGGGCGAAGCCCAGGCCCCGCCUGGAGCUCUGCCACUCAGUGUCCUUCCCACUGGGACCCUGCACAGCCCUCGGUGGCUUCCCAGCCCAGGUUUAGUUGUCGUGCAGGCAUGCACAGACACCUCCCAGAAGGAUGUGGCUGGGACGUCCCAAGGAGCAGCAGCUGCUGCUCCAUCCCCUGCUUGAGGACGGUGUGAUGGUGUGUCUGAGUGUUGAUUUCUACAUGCAUGAGGGACUGCACGUGGAGCCCUGCUCCUUCCAGGGGGUCCUGAGUGUGCCUGCCCGAGCUGCCCAGGCUGUGCUUCCUGCCCUGUCGCCCGCUGGCCUGUGGCUGACUCUGAGCGGGGUUGUCGGCAGCUGCGUGUGCACCUGUAUCUUGAGGCUCUGCUCAAACGCUGCUCCACAUCCAUGCCUCUGCUCUUCCAGGUGUCUCCCUCUGGAAACUCCUGUUACAUCAGUUGGAUUUAAAAAGGAAUGUUUUUAAUUGUUACUUUAUAAAGUUUGAAUUUAAUUUCAAA
Messenger RNA from Marmota flaviventris (yellow-bellied marmot), 1335 nucleotides. Lineage: Eukaryota; Metazoa; Chordata; Mammalia; Rodentia; Sciuridae. The record is from RefSeq and is a predicted model, not a curated record.